ACGAGAUGUGCCAUGGCCCCCAUAUUGCAGUCGGAUCCCCAACAAGAGAGGAGGGCCUGACAUGAUUUGGAGUUCCAGAUGGAUGGAGCCCUGCUGAACGAGGCAAGGACAGCAGCGCAGGCGUGGGGGAAGGCAGCAAGCCAACCCCGUCAGGACCGAAGACGUAGGAAGCCGGCAAAGUGGGGAGGGAGAUACCGUCGAAAUGUGGUGUGGGCAGGGAGAGGGGAUGACCUCAUGCAAGCCGACAAGCCGCAGUGGUUGUUUGGGGACGAGCGGAAAAGGAAAGCGGAACAGGUGCCGGAGCAAGGGAGAGGACUUAAAAUGGCGAGUACAAGUCAAGAAGUGGUGGCAGGAGGGGAUUUAAGGGGAAAAGGACCUGAGGGGAAGGAGCCCGGAAAGGGAGAAAGGGAGGAUAGGACGGUCGAACAAUUUGAGUCAACCGAGGGCAAGCGGGUGGGUGACGAAAGGGGGGAGUGUAGUCGGCAGGAGGUGGGGCAAGAGAAAAUGACUGGCCAGGCUAAUCGAAGAUGGGAGGAGAAAGAAGGAGGAGGGCAUCAUAAUGAACGGGGCGGGGAGGGAGGAGCAGGAGGGAAGGAAGAGGGAGAUGCGGGCGAUAGGAAGGUGAAAACGGUGGAACUGGGCCGCAGUCUCACUAAGGGGACAAAGAUGGAGGAGGGGGGAGAGGGGGAAUCGGUAUCAGCCGGGGCUCAGAUGGGAGAGAUCGAAAAGGUGGACAAGGGGAAGCCCGGGGCAAAGAGGCAACACAGAAAGAUGAAGGAGAGGAGGCGAAUGAAAGUGUAAAAAGGGAGAGGGACGAAGGAGACUAAGCUGAAUGAGGCCAGGACAGUAAAGCCAAUGUCAUGGU
Messenger RNA from Chara braunii, 865 nucleotides. NCBI's taxonomy places the organism in Eukaryota, Viridiplantae, Streptophyta, Charophyceae, Charales, Characeae. The record is from the annotation of a GenBank genome assembly.